GCCCCGCUCGCCGAUACUCGGCACCAACUUUCCCUUCAAACGCAAGACUCGGGGGCAGACUCUGACUCUGCCUCUUGAUUCUAGUCUCCGUCCCCUUCCCUCUCUCCUCCCCCAUAUCGCCGUCCACCUCCUCUCCUCCCUGAGCAUCCCGGCCCAUUCGCAACCACUGGCCACCGCUCCGUCGCCAAUCGAGUCUCUCAAUUACAUCGCACUCCCGCCAAAAAUGUCCAACGGCGUCGCCGCGAACGGCGCCUCUGACGAGACGCACACCGCGUCGCAACGCUACCUCAGCACGCGGGGCAAUGAUAGCGGUCUCUCCUUCGAGGAAGUCGUGCUCAAGGGUCUCGCCUCCGAUGGCGGUCUGUACAUCCCCGAGGAAGUUCCCAUCGCGUCGCAAUGGGAGUCCUGGAAGGACCUUUCCUUUGUCGACCUUGCCUUCAACGUCCUGUCGCUCUACAUCUCUCCCUCCGAACUCCCUGCCGAGGACCUCAAGGACAUCAUCCGCCGCAGUUAUUCGACCUUUCGCUCCGACGACGUUACCCCACUGAUCCAUCUCCAAGGCAACAUACAUUUGCUGGAACUCUUCCACGGGCCAACCUUUGCCUUCAAGGACGUGGCUCUGCAGUUCCUCGGCAACCUGUUCGAAUACUUCCUGGUGCGCCGGAACGAGGGAAAGACGGGCCGCGACAGGUAUCACCUCACCGUUGUGGGCGCCACGAGCGGUGACACGGGUUCCGCCGCCAUCUAUGGCUUGCGGGGGAAGAAGGACGUCUCGGUUUUCAUGCUCCACCCCAAGGGCCGCGUGAGCCCGAUCCAGGAGCUCCAGAUGACCACUGUCUUGGACGCCAACGUCCACAACCUGGCCGUUACCGGCAACUUUGACAACUGUCAGGACAUUGUCAAAGCGCUCUUUGCCGACCCCGACAUCAACUCGACCCACAAGCUCGGCGCCGUUAACUCGAUCAACUGGGCCCGCAUCCUCGCCCAGACCGUCUACUACUUCUACUCGUACUUCUCCCUCGCCCGCCAACAACCGGAUUCCUUCAAGGUCGGCGACAAGGUCCGUUUCUCGGUCCCCUCGGGCAACUUUGGCGACAUCCUGGCCGGCUACUUCGCCUACCGCAUGGGCCUGCCCGUUGACAAGCUCGUCAUCGCGACCAACGAGAACGACAUUCUCGACCGGUUCUGGAAGACGGGCAGGUACGAGAAGAAGCCCGCCUAUGGCUCGGCCGCCAAGGGCGGCAUCGAGUCGGACGGCGUCCAGGCCCACGAGGACGGCGUCAAGGAGACCCUCUCGCCCGCCAUGGACAUCCUCGUCUCCUCCAACUUUGAGCGCCUCCUCUGGUACCUCGCCUACGAGUUCGCCGCGAGCGCCGGCAUGGACGACGAGUGGAACAAGAAACAGGCCGGCCAGGAGGUUUCGGCCUGGCUAUCGAGCCUCAAGACCAAGGGCGGCUUCGGGCCCGUCUACAAGGACGUGCUCGAGUCGGCCCGCCGCACCUUCGAGAGCGAGCGGGUCAGCGACCCGGAGACCCUCGACACCAUCCGCAGCGUGUAUAGGGAGGUUGGCUACGUGCUGGACCCCCACACGGCCGUCGGCGUCGAGGCCGCUCGCCGCUCCGCCGCCCGCCUCAACGGCGCCAACACGCCCAUCAUCUCGCUGUCGACCGCCCACCCGGCCAAGUUUGCCGGCGCCGUCACGCUCGCCCUCAAGGACGAGCCGGGCUUCGAGUUUGACUCCAAGGUGCUGCCCCCAGAGUUUGUCGGCCUGGACAAGAAGGAGAAGAGGGUUAGGGAGGUAGCGAAUGACUGGAAGGCCGUGCGAGACCUUGUCAAGGAGGAGGUCGAGGAAGAGCUGAAGGGUCAGAGGUGAUGUUAGAGAGAGAUAUAGAGAGAGAUAUAGAGACAGAGAGAGAGAGAGAGAGAGAGAGAAAGUGAGGAAGGAAUGGAAAAGGGAGAGAGACACUCCUCACUAGCAGAGUUGGAGAAGGUAAUGUGUAUAUAUGAAUGGGCGAACUGGGUGGGGAAC
Thermothelomyces thermophilus ATCC 42464 is the source of this 2029-nucleotide messenger RNA. RefSeq lists its product as uncharacterized. Gene Ontology annotation, biological process: L-threonine biosynthetic process. NCBI's taxonomy places the organism in Eukaryota, Fungi, Ascomycota, Sordariomycetes, Sordariales, Chaetomiaceae. Gene Ontology annotation, molecular function: threonine synthase activity; pyridoxal phosphate binding. The transcript is spliced from 3 exons. The record is from RefSeq and is a predicted model, not a curated record. The coding region runs from base 224 to 1873 and encodes 549 amino acids.